Molecule: messenger RNA, 9730 nt
Organism: Culex quinquefasciatus (southern house mosquito)
Lineage: Eukaryota; Metazoa; Arthropoda; Insecta; Diptera; Culicidae
Product: protein Shroom
Exons: 12
Coding region: 2669-8182 (1837 amino acids)
Biological process (GO): actin filament organization
Cellular component (GO): adherens junction; apical junction complex; apical plasma membrane
Molecular function (GO): actin filament binding
Source: RefSeq, a predicted model, not a curated record
CGUCGUCGUUGGUGGAUCGUUUUCCGUCCGUGCGUGCGGGUUCGUUUCGUCCGUGCGCGCAGGUAUUCUGCCCAGGCUCCUCGCGAUCUUCGGGGAUUCAACAAGUCCAGUUUUCUCACCUCUUUCGCUUUGUGCUUCUCUCCCCGUUUCGUUCGGUUCUCUGGUGAAACCGGUGUGUGUACACGUUUGUGUAGAUGUUGUUUUUUCCUCCGUCCGAGAACUUCGGCGAGCUGUUCUUCUUCCUAAGCUGAUUCUGUUGCUGCUCCCCGCGCGCGCGAUCUUCAAGCGAUCGAGCCCAACAGUUACCUGUGUAUGUAUGAGCGCGCGGGAUCACCGGGAAUGCCGUAGAAGGAGAAGAAGACACCAGGCUGAGCAGGCCUGAAGCGAACAGGCAACAGGCGGUGGUGAAGUUGUGUGUUCAGAAAGUUCUACGUUUGAGAAACGCUGAAACAUUCUCCAAGUUGUGUAGUGGUGAAGGUUCCGAAGAAUCCGAAGAAAUUCGCGAUCCUCGCGGGAAUCGCGCGAGUGUAGGUGGAGUCGUGCACACGAGUUAUGCUGCUAAACCUAGAACCUAGAGCAGAAGUUCGACGCGCGAAGAUCGCGGUGAGGACGAGGACUUGAUCGCUACCAAAAGCGUCGAAACCUGUUGGUUUCUGGUUGUGUUGAUCCCUCGGGGCACCUCGAGGUUCUAAGUGAAGCAACAAUGUGAACAUCGCGCGGGCAAGACUUGGAAUUCCUGCCGUCCUGUGUGUGAGAAGUCAGGGCACGAAGUGGACGAAUUUUGCAAUAUCGUGUCGUGCUGACCAAGAGAGCUGAAUCGGGCUGUUGUUGUUUUUUGCAGUGUCGUCGUCCAAGUCCAAGUUGUCGACGUUCUGUUUUUGCUGCCGUGUAACAUACUCAAGUGGAGCUGUGUGUGUUGGGCAUCAGGUGAACACGGCACGGCGAGGAAGGAAAACAAAGCAGCAAAGAAGCAAAAGGAAUAGCCAAAUGUGCAUUCAGCAGCGGCAGCAGAAGUGGUUUCAGCUUCAAUUAGUGUGCGCGAUCGAUCAAUGAAAGCUUGAAGAAUUAGUGCGUUGUAAACACAUCGAUAACUGGAUGUUUUUUGUUGCUGUUUUGAGCUGAGAAGUGCAAUACAACACAUUAUACAGCAGUGCAGUUGAAUAGAGGUGUGAAAAGUGUUCAAACAUUUUGUACUGGCAUGUGUUUUAGGUGAAUGUUUACACCUAAUUAUGACUCCGCCAGAAAACUCUGUUGGCGAUACGGUUUAAGUGGAUUAUCAGCUGAAGCUGUUCGCGUCAUCCGUUCAGCGCGUUGAAGAGCCUACAGCGCGUGAUAACCAGCCGUAAGUGCGCUUGUACGCCUCUGAGAUCUGCGUAUCGUUUUAAUCAGCGCGCAGCGCGCAAGUCGUCGCGUAAUGAGGCUCUGAGCUCUGAGCAGCAGUUUAGCGCAACACAAUCGCAAUAAGUGCAUUUUGGACUUCCGGGGUUCCAUUACUGACUUGCGGAGGAGAUUCGGCCAGCGCGUCAGGAGGAUAUCAAUUACCAUAAAAGUUUUGUGUGUAUACAGCUCUGAAUAAUUGCGGCCCCGAAUCAAUCAUUUUUUGGGAGCACGAAGCUUAAAAGCAUUCCGGGCGUCAAAAAAGCUUAUCGGGGGCAAUUUUCCUCUGCGCGCAUUGGACGUCGAAUACGUCCGACCGACGACGCACCACGGGGCAGAAAAAGUGUUUGGAGAAAGUGAAAAUUUGAGCCGCAGAGCUUCCCCCCCGGGGGGGAAAAGUGGUCCGCCACAGUAAUUAAACAUUAUUAACUAAUAAAGAAGAAUAAAAUUAUUAUCAUCAAACAAGAGAGUGAAAAACAAUUGCCCCCACGAGAGCGCGAGUUCGCGCAUUACGAAAGGAGGAGAAAAAAAACACAACUCUUGAGGAAAAGUGUGUGUUCGGGGUUGGAACCUCCCCGGCGUCGCGACCUCCGUAACGAGAGUCUCUACAACAAUAACAUGGAAAUUGAUCUGUUAUUGUUAACUAAUGUCCAUACGAGCAAAUCCGUUGAAAGCUUGCCCGGUUACGGCAUUCCUAGCAUCAACACCUGAACCCUCGUGGUUGCACAAGCGCGAAGACCUCUGAACACCAGUCAGGCUCGCGUCAAUCGGGUGGGGCGACUCAACAAGAUCACAAAGCACUCUCUUUCACCUCACCCCUAAUGCAUAAUCAGUACCGCCUUGGCUGCCUCGGCAGCAUUUGAUUUAAUUAAGUCCCCCCUCCCCCCGACCUCCUCUGUGUUGAGGAUCUUGGGAAACAAUUGGCACCACCCCCGCAGCAGCAGCAUCAGCAGGUUGGGCGGAACAAUUAUCGCGCGCGUCGCGUGUCUUCCCAAAGUCUGCCGCUACAACUCUCACCCUCGAAGAUCUUGAAAGUGCCGCCGUCGAAGGGGGAAAAAAAGGUCAAACCCUAGAUGUUGUGAGAAGUUUCGUGUGUGUGUGUGUGCGCAGGGGGAAAAUGUUCCCCUUGGUGCAAUCAACUCGAGAGUCUACCAACAAGUGCGCGUUCGCGGUGAUCUGAUUCCAAAUAUCCAAGAGUCUCGCUCUCUCUGGCGAAGAAGCAAAAAUAAAAUUGUGUGUAAAUUGUGUGCAAGUGAUUCUGUAUGUGUGUGUGUGUAGGUGAAGAGUAACAAUGGAUCGGUGCAACGGCGGAACGCCGAGUUCAACUCCGGCAAACCCUAACAGCAGUAGCAGCAGCAGCAACAACCCCGCAACAACUCCCAGCAGUACCAACAACAAUAACGGCAACACUGCCGCAGCAGCCGUCGCCGCCACAACUAGCAACAAUGGUGUGAAGUUGCGCCCUGUAUCGAGCGUUGACUCGGGCCCAUCGACGACCGUGUCGGCGACCAUUGGUGGCGGAGUUGGGGGUGCCGGCGCCUACCGGAGGUCGUUUCAUCGAUCCGGACCGGGCAGCGCUAGUGCGACGUCCGACUACAGUAUGUCAACGCUGGCGGAAUCAGUGCAGGACGAUCAGAUGAGCACCACGUCGAGCACGACGCCGCAUCCACCGCACCACCACCAUCUGCUGCACACGAACGGGCCGGGACACCACCACGGCGGCCAUCACCACCACCACGGGCAUCACCUGCUGGCGGGCAGCGGUCACAACACUCCAGGGCUCCCCGGCAGCAACCUGACCCAGGCCGGCCUGGAGGAGUACAGCAGGUCGUACUACGAGCAAACCAUGUACCACCACCAGAAGCAGUCCUCGUACGCGCAGUCCGAGGGGUACCACAGCUACGUGUCCAGCUCGGACUCGAGCUCGACGCCGUUUCUCGAUCGAUUGCGUCAGGACAGUGAACUGCUGCUGUCCCGGUCGUCGCACAACUGGUCCCAGCAGGACCUGCAGCUGCAGCUGUCCGCGUCGAGCAACAGCAUCGCGGACAACAACAGCUCCGAGAGUACGUCCUCGACGGAGACGCUCAAGUGGCUCGGUUCGAUGAGUGACGUGUCGGAGGCGAGCCACGCGACCAGCAUGUCUGCGCUGUCGAGUGCAGGUUCCACAUCUCAGCUGAUCGCGCACAGUGCGCGAGUUCGAACGCCUCAGCGCCACAACUCGGAGAGCAUCCUGUUCAUGACGGCCGAAGAACAGCAGCAGCAGCAGCAACUUCAGCAACAGCAACAGCUGUCUCAACUUGGUGGUUCCAGUCAUCACUCCGCGUCCGGUGCGCCAAGUUCCGUGUCCCAGUCGAUGGGAUCGCUGCAUCACGUGCACGGUCAUCACCAGCAGCAGCCGAAUCCGGUUUCGCCGGGCUCGGCCGUCCAUCUGCACCAGAGCUCGUCCUCGUCCGGAUCAUCCGGUGGGUCACCGGUCGGGGAAGAUUUGCGCUUUCAGCACCGGACCACGUCCAACACGUCGCUGGCCUCGUCCGCGUCGGCACCGGCCGGGAGUGGCAAUAGUAACGGCGGUGGCAGCCUCAACGGCUCGGUCCGAUCUAGUCGUAGCAAUAAUCGGCUGUUUCCUAUCAGCACCUACACCGAGAUUCCUAGUAACGUUAGCGGUAACAGUAGCAGUAGUAGCAAUAUUAGCAACGGUGGGCCGGCAACGCCCAGCGGCCAGCAGCCCCCGUCCAUGGUUGAUGGCUCCAAGCAACUCAGCCCCCACAACUGGCAAUCGGUGGCCGACCGAAUCAACGAGCUCGAGAAGCACACCGGCACCAGCUCUUCGAACAACAACCCCAACCCCACCGCGGGUGUCAAAAAUCUAAGUCAUUCCUCCGGCGUAUCCACCCCCGUGUCCGCCAAACCCUCCCCCCAAAAGUACACCUUUUUCGAUCCGUCCAAAACGCACCGGGUGUCGAACCCCUCCCUCAAGGCGUUCCAGAAGAACGCCGUCAUCUCGUACUUUGAGCGCCAACAGGCGCACGCCCGCGAAAGCAGCCACAAUCUGUCCCGGCCAACGACGCUGAAUCUCGGCCAGCAGCAGCAGCAGCAAAACUCCGGAUCGCCACCCUCGCUCAAAUCGGUCUCGCAACGUUCCUCGAUCUCCAGUGCGUACUCGUCGUCGGGCAGUACGAUGGAUCUGACGCCGUCCUCGCACCCCGGUGGAAUCUACCACCACCAUCCAAGUUUGCAGGCCAGUAUCGCCGUCCAACAGCAGCUGGACAAGAUCGCCGCCAACAACCUGCGAAAUCAGCUAGCAUCCGUCCACACGAUGAACCUGCUGAACAAAGUGCAAUCCCCGCAGCAGCAACAGCUGGAAUCUCAAAUGAUCAGCAACGCCACGUUGAUCCUGGCGAACACAACGAUGGACACCGACUGCAACGGGAACCCCGUGGAAGAUCAGCUGGACGUGAAUGGGUCACCGCCGCCGCCACCACCGCGGUCAACGCGAUCGAUUGGGAUGGCCGGGAUCAAUAGUGCCGCGGCGGCGGCUGCAGCCGCCACGCACGCCGCACAUUUGGCGACCGUGAGGAGAACCUCCUCCGCGUCGGAAUACUCCUCCAUCCGUGAUAAAAUGAUCCAGCAGCGCCAGACGCUAUCCAAGGAUCUGUUCGGCCCGAUGAUCAUGGGCCCAACCAUCGCCCUAGACGACUGGGUCCCAGAACGCCCCCCCAAGAACCCGAUGCUACGAAUACCCAGCCCCGAACUGCCCCCUCCACCGAUGAUGAGUCCUACCGAGGACGUCCUCCUUAUCAAUCAGGACGAACCGCUGCCACCACCUCCACCGGAGAUCCUACGUCACAUCCGGCAGCUCAGCGACUCGGGCGAACCCAAAUCGAGCGCCGCCAGCCGACGGAACAGCUUCGCCGGCCAAACCAACAAGAAAUCUCUCUACCGAGCGUCGACCUUCGAGAAUCUCUCUCCACCACCCUCGCAAGGUGGCCCCCCGCCCCAGCAACUGACCCAAAUCAGUCAACUCAUCAUUCCACCCGCCGUUCCUAAAAAGCCCCAACAAUCGGCGAUCGUCGUCGUUGAACCCCAGGUCAUGUACCGACGACCCUCCUCGAGCAUGUCGUCCAAACCCCAAUCGCAACCCCUCACCGCAAGUUCCUUACACCAAGCGCACCGCGUUCUGGUCAACGGCAAAUCGGCCGACCAACAGCCGCAGCAACGGCACUCCCUGCCAAUGCCCCUGCAGCAAUCCAUCCCGCAACAACCCCAACAGCAGCAGCAGUUCGUCCCGCGCCAAUCGGACUCGCGCGUUUCGAUGCGCAAGCGGUCCCACAACUCGCAGCAGCUGCCGACGACCGCAAUGGAGUAUCACCUUCUGAAGCAGCUGCAGGCGACCCACAACGGUCAAAUGGUUCCUGUCUCGACGCCGGCGGCGGCCAACGUGACGCCACCGCCGCCGUUGAAGCCGCGCAUGCCGAUGCAGCCGCUGGACGUGGCGCUCAACGGAGCCGGACAGCUGAUCUCGAUGGGAAGCAAAAGGAGUAACUCCAAGGCGUCGUACCUGCCGCGCCAGCAACCGCGGGACAAGCUCCACUCGGAUCCGGACCACGGCAGCUACAAGCUCACGCUGACGUCCAACGAGGACAGCAUCAACCACCACAGCGACGUCUUCCCGGAGGAGAUUAUCGCGACGCCGACCAAGUGCAACCUGCCGGACGUGCUGCCGCCCGGGGUCAAGUACUCGCUGUACUCGAACAACAACAAUAACAACAACAAUAAUAGCAGUAGCAAUGGCAAGAUGGGGAAGCAGUUGCCACCGCCGAAAACGGUUCCCCACAGCGCGCCAAUAAUCUCCGCCAAUAGCUUGAAGUCGAUGUUUAAUUUUACGCCGCAGCAGCCCCAGCAAAACCAGGUCACACCUCCGAGUGCCUCCUCGCCGGUGACCCCACCGCCGGCCUAUUCUACAGUGGCCGGUGGCGCGUCCAGUCAGCCCGGAAGCCCCACGAACCACCAGCAGCAGCAGCAGCAGCAGGCAAUCAGCCCCAAAUACACCUCCCAGUCUACGUUCGAUCUGAAGAAGACGCAAAUUCUCGACUCCAAGUAUCUGAGCCAGAGCCCGGCCCAGAUUGGGCUGCCGCCGAUUCCACCACUACCAACAGCGCCGAACGAGUCGAUCAAUAAUACCAAUUAUCUCAAUCAGCACCACAGCGCCAGCAAUAGCUGCAGCACCAACUCCAACCAACAAACUGUAAAUAAUUGUAAUGAAUUUUCUGAAAAAGCCGAUAACUUGGAGCUGAGCACGGCGUCCAACACCAGCACAAGCACCGUUGAGCCUGCCGAAUCAAACUACCACAACACAACACAACCGCAGCAGCAACAGUCUUCACCACCACCAUACUCCGAAUUGGGCGACUCCACGUUGGUGGUGGCUCCCAAAGAGGAAGAAGAUCGGCCGACGAGCAGUAGCAGCAGCACCUCGACCAGUGCGGAAGCAAACCAGCACCAACACCAACAGUCGGAGACCACGUGCAGUAUCGGCGUCGAUUCUACCGUCACCACCCCCGUACUAGAGUGCGUCACCAAGGAGAUUACCCUGGACGAGCGGCCCUCCUCGCCGCCCAAACUCCAACGAACGGAGAUCGUCCUCCGCGUAGCAGCUCCCACCACGGAAGCAUCCUCGCAAACCGACGACGACCUGGAAGCAGCAGCGUCCACCUCCCCAAGUCCCCGCUCCCCACGCUCCCCACCCGCAACCCUCUCGCUCGGCAUCUCCGAGCUCGUCCUCGACCAGGGUAACGUCACCCGUCACUCGGUGGCGACCUCAACGCCCGGUUCGCCCACCGGAUCACCGCGCUCACCGCCCAGCACACCGACCGCCAACUGCGGCGCCAAGAACUUCUUCAGCAAGGCAUGUACGGCCGCCCCGCGCAAGGUGCACCCCGAAGAAAUUGACUGUGAUAAGCUGUCGCACGAUCUGAUCCUGCAGCUGUCGCCGUCCGACAAGCUGCACACCAUACUGGCUCCCAAAACGUUCAAAUCGUCCUCCGACUAUGUUUCUGACCUGUUCAACAUCCAAAUAGCGCCCCGACCGAUGAAGAAGGAUGCCUCGACGGCGACGCCGGAAGCCAGCCCGCAAAAGAGCCCACUGGACAUUCUGACCACCAGUUCCACCUACUUCCAAGUGUCGGAACCGAAGGCCAAACUGAUGACGCGCUACAGCCGCGAGAUGACGCUGAUUAACGGCGACUGCUGUGAUCUGACCAAAAAGAAGGAGGAACUCGUCCAGCGCCUCGGCAAGAAGCUCCUGGUCCUGUCGAACGAGCAAACCAGCAUCGCCGAGGAGAGCAACGCGAACGACCUGCUCGGCGCCGACGUCGCCCUCAAGGUCGCCCAAAAGUGCCGCCCGUCGGACGCGUCCAAGUUCCGGUCGUACGUGGACGACGUCGGCUACAUCACGAUGCUGCUGCUCUCGCUGUCCGGCCGGCUGGCCCGCACCGACAACGCCCUGCACACGCUCGCCGCCGACGACUCGCACCCGGACAAGAAGAUCCUCGAAGCCAAACGGGACCGGCUGCUGGAGCAGCUGGACGAGGCCAAACAGCUCAAGGACGACAUCGACCGGCGCGGUGCCAUCAUUUCCAAGGUGCUGGAGCGAUCGCUGACGAUCGAGGAGUACGCCGACUACGACUACUUCAUCAACAUGAAGGCGAAGCUGAUUGUGGACUCGCGCGAGAUCGCCGACAAGAUCAAACUGGGCGAGGAGCAGCUGGUGGCGCUCAAGGAUACGCUCGUGCAGAGCGAGUGUUGACCCCCUUUCCAGAGGAAGGUUAAUUUGUAAAAAGUCACACCUAGUUGAUAGAGAGCAGCGCAGUUAGUUAGCUUUAAGCUUGUUUUGUGUCGAUAGUUUUGUAGCCCUUUAGAAGAAAAAAAGCGACAACUUUUAGAAAUCGAAACGGUUUAAAACAUUGAUCGAUUGGCUGUUGAGUAGAGAUAGAAUUAGCAAUUAUUGCGCGCAGAGACUCGUCUCUCUCGCGCAAACCGUGUAAAUUUGUGUAAAUUACGACUUAUUUUAUUUUAACCCUCUUAUAUUACUCUGUUAGACUUGUAAGUGUCGUUUGUCAUUUACGUGUAAAGAUUAUAUAUUUGUGUAAAAGAAAUCAAGAAAACAAAUCAAGAGCAAAAUCAAAGAGAAAGCCCCUCAUCAUUUAGGCCAAAAAUUCGAAAUCAAUCGACCCCAACCUCAAAAUCCUCCCCUCCCCUUUUCGUCCCAAUUAACCGAAAUUUUUAAAACCCGCAUUCCAUGUGAUAAGGCAGAAAGUUCUUGCAUUUCAAUGUAUGAUGUUGAAAUUCAAAGAGUUUUUUAAGUUGCACCCUUCCUGCGUGAUUUUUUUGUUUGUUUGUUUGUUGCACUCCCGUCCCGUUUGCGUUUUUAUUUUACGUUUCCUUCCUAAUCGUGUGCAGUGCCUUAGACUAAUUUUUGAUGUGUACUUAAUUGAAGAAGAAACCCGUUCGUCACCGGAGCCAAAUUGUGCGCUAAUUUGGCUGAAACGUGUAGUCAUUUUUUGGGGUUGCUUGAAGAGUCACUUUGUUUCUGCGACAUUUGCGGAAAGUGAUUUCUCCGAGCAGCUUCGCUGAACUCUUUUAUCUCCAGUUAAUCAAUGUUUAGUAAUUCUUGUAACAAUGUUUCCCCCUUUUCCCCCACAAAAAAAAAACUACUAAUCGAAAACAUGUGUAUAAUGGAAAAGAGUCGACGUUACUUUUUAACACUAACUAGGUGCUUAUAAUUAUUUUACUGACUUUAAAUGAAACCCGUUAAUAGAGCUAGUUGAUAAGUUUGAAAUCACAACUUUUUUUUCGGAAAAAAGUUGCUGCAAUCUGCAAGUGAAUUGAAUUUUUUUUUAGCCGUCACGUUUAUUGUCUCACAGAAAAUAACCGUAGUAAUCGGUUUUAGAGGUUAGAAAGUUCCAAUUUUUAUCGCAACAUAACUGUCUUUGAAUCCUUACAAUAGUUAGAAUAGAUAGCGUUUUUUGUCCUUUCACCCUAAACACACACACGCGACUUUAUGUUUUUUUCUGUUUAAGGUUAGAGAACGAUUGUGGAAGCGAGACGAGAAAUUAUUGUGAUUUUAACUGAGACAAGAUAUAUUAUCCACAACACUUUACUGUUAGAACAUUUUAAUCGAAUUGUCCAACACUUCUCUAUGAAUCGUGCGUGUGCAAAUAUCUCUGAUAAAGAAAACUGUUCUUCCACGUAAAAUACAUAAACACACAUAGCCACACACACACACACACAUUACUAUAACAAUAUUGGUCUGUGUCAAGUAAAAAUAAAGAAUAAUCGCUUGAAAAAAUUUAAA